Messenger RNA from Quercus robur (English oak), 2196 nucleotides. Its product is annotated as probable inactive purple acid phosphatase 27. Bases 172 to 2028 code for a protein of 618 amino acids. NCBI's taxonomy places the organism in Eukaryota, Viridiplantae, Streptophyta, Magnoliopsida, Fagales, Fagaceae. The transcript has 12 exons. Gene Ontology annotation, molecular function: acid phosphatase activity; metal ion binding. The record is from RefSeq and is a predicted model, not a curated record.
CUUCUCACAUCCACAGCCAUAAAUGCAUGGGUCUCGAUCAACACUUCAGCUGAUCGAGUAGUUUCUUUGCUAGCUUCUCCUUCUCUUAGUCUCUAAUAUUCCUUUACUUUAUUUACUACUUCUACCACUUUCACAACAUAACUAUAAGAAAAAAAAAGUUCAAAAAAAAAAAUGGAAGACGGGUCUCAUUGCCUGAAGCUCUUUACGAUUGUGCUUUUUUGCUUGAGCUUGGUUUCGGCUCACCGUGUUCAUGAAUAUGACAAGCAUCCACUAUCCAAGUUCAACGUUUAUAAAACCACUCUUGGAUUCCGUGACUCGGUCAUCAUUACAGCGACACCACUCAUUGUCGGCUCCAAGGGUGAGGAUACAGCAUGGGUUACUGUGGAUCUUGUAAACCCUGAUCCUUCCGAUGAUGAUUGGGUUGCAGUUUAUUCUCCUGCAAAUUUCAACUCAUCAACUUGUUCAGUGGAAAAUGAUGAAUUCCAGUCUCCAUAUUUAUGUACAAGCCCGAUAAAGUACAAGUACGCAAAUUUCUCCAAUGCAAACUAUAACCAAACAGGCAACAAUACUUUGAAGUUCCAAUUGAUCAAUCAACGGGCAGAUUUCUCCUUUGCAUUUUUUUCAGGCGGUUUGUCAAAUCCUGUGUUGGUCGCAGUUUCAAAUGUCAUAACAUUUUCCAAUCCAAAAGCACCUUUAUAUGCACGCCUAGCUCAUGGAAAGUUAUGGAAUGAAAUGACAGUAACUUGGACAAGUGGCUAUUCCAUAGAUGAAGCUGUUCCAUUUGUUGAGUGGGGUUUGAAGGGAGAAGAAACACGUACACGGUCCCCUGCUGGAACAUUGACAGUUGAACAAAACAGCAUGUGUGGUGCGCCUGCACGAACAGUUGGCUGGCAUGAUCUUGGUUUCACACAUACAAGUUUCUUGACAAAUUUGUGGCCAAACACUGUGUACUCCUACAGGAUGGGUCAUAUCUUAUCUAAUGGUUCAUAUGUUUGGGGCAAAAACUAUACUUUCAAAUCAUCCCCAUAUCCUGGACAAGACUCCUUACAACGUGUUAUAAUAUUUGGUGACAUGGGGAAGGGAGAACGUGAUGGCUCAAAUGAAUACAGUAGUAAAGAUCCGGGUGCACUUAACACUACUGACCAACUCAUCAAGGACUUGCCAAAUUAUGAUAUAGUUUUCCACAUAGGAGAUAUAUCAUAUGCAGAUGGAUAUGUUGCAGAUUGGGACCAAUUCACAGCACAGGUGGAGCCCAUUGCAUCGGCUGUUCCAUAUAUGGUUGCCAGUGGUAAUCAUGAACGUGAUUGGCCAGAUUCAGGUUCUUUCUAUACAAGUACAGAUUCAGGUGGGGAAUGUGGUGUGAUUGCAGAGACCUUAUACUACGUUCCUGCAGAGAACAGAGCUAAGUUCUGGUAUUCAACGGAUUAUGGCAUGUUCCACUUUUGUGUAGCUGAUAGUGAGCAUGACUGGAGAAAGGGUUCAGAACAAUAUAGGUUCCUUGAGCAAUGCCUUGCAUCAGUUGAUAGACGAAAGCAACCUUGGUUAAUCUUUGUUGCUCAUCGUCCCCUUGGGUAUUCCUCUAAUGAUUGGUUUGGCGAAGAAGGCUCAUUUGAAGAGCCCAUGGGAAGAGAUGACUUGCAGAGGCUUUGGCAGAAGUACAGGGUUGAUAUCGCUUUCUAUGGCCACGUCCAUGCCUAUGAAAGGACAUGCCCCAUUUACCAGAAUGUAUGUGUUAAUUCAGAAGAAUCCCAUUAUUCGGGUACCAUGAAUGGAACCAUCCAUGUUGUUGUUGGAGGUGGAGGGCACCACCUAGGAUCAUUCUUUGACACAAUACCCAAUUGGAGUUUAUACAGAGAUGCUGACUGGGGAUUUGUCAAAAUGACAGCAUUCAAUCGCUCUUCUCUCCUCUUUGAGUACAAGAAAAGCAGAGAUGGAGAGGUAUAUGAUUCCUUCACCAUUAAUAGAGAGUACAAAGAUGUCAUUUCUUGUGUCCAUGACAGUUGUGGACCAUCCACCUUGGCGUCUUGAGCUUUAUCCUAAAUCCCUUCGAAGGAAACUUAUGUAUUAAUUAUGUUAGAACUUUUAAUCUUAAAAUUCCUUUUUGGAGGAAACUUAUGUAUGAUGCUUGUUAAUAAGCAUCAUUGCUUUGCAUUGAUGCAAAUGUUUUGUGAAAUAUAUUAAUAUCUAUUCGUGCUA